Cyprinus carpio (common carp) is the source of this 2633-nucleotide messenger RNA. RefSeq names its product estrogen-related receptor gamma-like. The record is from RefSeq and is a predicted model, not a curated record. Gene Ontology annotation, molecular function: zinc ion binding; DNA-binding transcription factor activity; sequence-specific DNA binding. Lineage: Eukaryota; Metazoa; Chordata; Actinopteri; Cypriniformes; Cyprinidae. Gene Ontology annotation, biological process: regulation of DNA-templated transcription.
AACCUGCAGCUCCGCAUCUCCUGCUCAGUGUGCAGCUCCCUUCCCUUCAUCACAGACAGUCCCUGGGGAACAGAAGUGAUGGACCUCAAGGAGUUUUGCCUGAGUGAGAACUUCCAGUUUCUAAACCAGCACAAUCUUUUGGAUGCGUCCGCCUCUGAUGACCCUCCGUCCCCGACCGAUGCGCCGCUCAAAGCCGCCCCGCUGAGCCCCUCGCUCGGCCUGGACAGCAGCGCGACCCCCUUCAGCCCCGGCAGCGCGUCGGACAGCAGCGGCUACAGCGUUUUCUCCGGGAACCCGUCUCUGAACCCGGACUCCCCCGUCAGCUCCAGCUCCAUCUCCAGCAGCAGCGCUGCGGCUCUCUAUCAUCCCGCCGCUCACACAGAGCCCCUGCUCAGCUGCGACUACAUCGCGUCGCUGAACCCGGGGCCCAAGCGCCUGUGCCUGGUGUGCGGAGACUUCGCGUCCGGAUAUCACUACGGCGUCGCGUCGUGCGAGGCGUGCAAGGCCUUCUUCAAAAGAACCAUUCAAGGAAACAUCGAGUACAGCUGUCCGGUGGUGAACGACUGUGAGAUCACCAAGAGACGGAGGAAAUCAUGCCAAGCGUGUCGUUUCCAGAAGUGCCUGCGUGCCGGCAUGAUGAGAGAGGGUGUGCGUAUGGACCGCGUGAGAGGAGGCCGACAGAAGUACAAGCGCAGAGUGGAUUCAGCGCUCUCUCUCUUCACCAAAACACCUUACGCUCAUCCCAGCAAACCGAUCCGAAACAAAGUGAUCUCUCAGCUCCUCGUGUCUGAACCAGCUCCUCUGAGAGCCGCCCCUGACCCCGAGACCCCCGACAGUGACCUUAAAACGCUGCUGACCUUAUGUGACCUCUUAAACAGAGAGCUGCUGGUUAUGAUCGGCUGGGCCAAACACAUUCCAGGUUUCUCCGGCCUCUCGCUGGUGGAUCAGAUGGCGCUGCUCCAGAGCGGCUGGAUGGAGACGCUGGUGCUGAACGUGGUUUGGAGAUCUCAGGGUUCGGCUGACGAGCUUCAGUUUGCGGAGAACCUGCGACUGAACGAGAGCCAGUGUCGAGCCGCAGGACUGCAUGAUCUCUACACGGCUCUGAGACACCUGACCUCCAAAUACCAGCAGAUGGGCCUCAACCAGGAGGAGCUGCUCACUCUCAAAGCCAUGGCUCUGGCCAACUCAGACGCAGAGAAUGUGGAGGGCGCCGAGGCCGUGCAGCGCUUCCAGGACGCGCUCCACGAGGCCCUGCAGGACUACGAGAGCAGCCAGCGUCCGUCCGAAGCCCACCGCGCAGGACGCCUGCUCAUGACGCUCCCGCUGCUGCGUCAGACGGCGCUCAGAGCCGUGCGCUGCUUCAGCCGGCUGCACAGGGACGGACGCGUGCCCAUGCACAAACUCUUCCUGGAGAUGCUGGACGCCACGAUCUAGAGCAGGACUGAGGCAUUUUAACCCCUUAAGUGUCACCCCCAUUUCUGAACACUAUACAAACUUAUCCAGAAGUUUUUUUUAAGACAAUCUGCAGAUUAUUGCAGAAGCGGAAUCAUUUAAAAAAAAAAAUACUGUAAAGAAAAUGCACUGUACCAUUUUUUAAAUGAAAAAUAAAUAUUUUACAAUCCAAAACUGAUAUAAAAGUAAAGUCUUAUGUCUAAAUAAGCUAUGUUCCAAAUUUGAAGUUGAUAUUAAAAAAAUGAAAUUUUAUUUAAAGCUUCAUACCACAAACAGCCAUCCAAACUCCAUUUAAUUUUUGUUUGCAUAUCUAAAUUUCUCUGCUAUUACUUUUUAAUUACUAUUAAAAACUAAUCAAUGCUAUUAGCUAAUUAACAAUUAAGUAAAUAAUUAGUUAAUAACUAAAUAAUACUAAUUAGUACUAUUAAUGACUCUGCUAUUACUAUUCUCUUACUUCUAUCACAAAAUAACCACCCAAUAUUGAAUUUUGAGACACAGACCUUUCCGACGAUAUGUAUUUUGUCAAGUUUAUAAAGUUUUGAUAGUAAAAGAGCGUAAUAUGACACUUGACCCCGCCCACUUAGGGGGAGGAGACUGCCAAAAAUAUAUUAAAGCUCCAUUUUCACGGAAAAGCAAUGUCGGUUUUCAAAAUGGUUUUCAAAGGAUGAAUUUCGAGAUUACUUAAGUAUGUAAUAGAGAAAAAAGACACAGAAAACAAGGCACUUAAGGGGUUUUACUAGAGCAGCUCCACAUGGACAUCAGGGUAAUCACGUCCAGUGCUAAACCAGUCUGGCAGCUAACCUGCACUCGAUGACGAGAGGUUCAUAUCGCUCUCCGUCUCACUGAAGCACAAUCUUUUACUAUUUAUUUGAUUUAUACCGAGAUGACCAUUUGAUAUGGUGUCAGCGAUAGCUCAGAAGCAAUUUUUUUGUUUUACAUGAUAUAUCAAUGUUUUUCAUUUUUGAUUCUGUAGAGGUUUGUCAUUCUAGUUUUGGGAAUUCGGACACUAUUGAAGACGCAAGACAGUUCCGGCGACCAGCAUCACAAACAGCAACACAAAUAGUCUGCAGUACAUUGUCAAGCUAUUGAGCAAUAUGCCUUUCUAUUUAUUGUCUAAUUUAUCACAAAUGCCAUCUAUCUGCUGUUAUUUAUAUGAAAAUAAAUUAUUUUUUGGAAUUGUC